AAUCAGCUGUUGCAGCCUUAGCUUUUGUUGUGUUGAGUGAUAAUUUGAGCUGUUUAUUUGCUGAGCUGCUUUUUCUAUUGCGAAAUUUUUAUUAACAACGUUAUUAAUUAACGUUGGCCAUGACACAGGUGUUUAUUAACGGUGCAAGAGACGAGCUCAAUGUGCGGGAGUUCGAGAGUUUGGAUCCAUCAAUUCAAGAGCUCAUCCUAGCAGCCACUGAAGCCAGGAAGCAGGCUUAUUGUCCUUACAGCAAUUUUGCAGUGGGAGCUGCCCUGAGGACAAGUGAUGGCACAAUAUAUUCAGGAUGCAACAUUGAAAACGGUGCAUACGCAACCUGCAUUUGUGCGGAGCGCACUGCAGCUGUCAAGGCCAUUAGUGAAGCCAAACGCGAUUUUGUCGCAUGUGCAGUUGUGGCCCAGCAGGAUAAUGGCUUCACCACGCCAUGCGGGGUCUGCCGGCAGUUCCUGUCAGAGUUCGUCAACGGCAAGGACAUCCCCCUAUAUGCUGCCAAGCCAACCAACCUUCCAUUGAGGGUGCUCUGCACCAGCGUUCUCCAACUGCUGCCCAACAGCUUCAGUUUCUCGAACGGAAAAUAGGAAAAGCAUAUACUGCCCGGACAGGGUGCAAUGCCGCUGAAACCUAUGUGCAAUAGUUUAUGUGAUUCCGAGUUUGUUAUAUUCUGUUAACCCACCCUCGUUAUUUGUUGAUUAAUUAGCUUAUACAAGGCAACGCA
Messenger RNA from Drosophila eugracilis, 733 nucleotides. RefSeq names its product cytidine deaminase. The transcript is spliced from 3 exons. The record is from RefSeq and is a predicted model, not a curated record. Bases 120 to 596 code for a protein of 158 amino acids. Gene Ontology annotation, cellular component: cytosol. NCBI's taxonomy places the organism in Eukaryota, Metazoa, Arthropoda, Insecta, Diptera, Drosophilidae. Gene Ontology annotation, molecular function: zinc ion binding; cytidine deaminase activity.